Heterobasidion irregulare TC 32-1 is the source of this 843-nucleotide messenger RNA. RefSeq lists its product as uncharacterized. Lineage: Eukaryota; Fungi; Basidiomycota; Agaricomycetes; Russulales; Bondarzewiaceae. Bases 1 to 843 code for a protein of 280 amino acids. The transcript has 6 exons. The record is from RefSeq and is a predicted model, not a curated record.
AUGGCCUCCAUGCGACUCCAGUUAGGUGACAAUACCAAGCCGAAUCAACACUUACAUUAUAUUCCACUUGCAGAGGAGGGCGUCGUCGUAGUCAUCGUUGCGCUUGCAGCGGUAGCUGAGCUGCUGAUCUAUUGUCAUCAGGGCGGCGGUGGCGGUGACAACAUAGCCUGUCUAUCAGGGGGAGCAUCGCACAUGCGUGCAUCGCAUACGGAGAACUCUGGGGAAGGCGUCGAAUGUAUUAUCUUUGUCCACGGUUGGCUCUCAGAGCUUGCCAGUAUGGUUGCUGCCACGGAUGUUGCUGAUCGCGCUACUGGGCAGACUCAAGAUGGACCGACACUUGCAGGGAUCGGAGAUGAUAUGGAUAUUGAUUGGGCUGCUGAUUGGGACAAGUACCCCGAGGUGUCCUCAUGUCCAGACACCGCCCGAACAAACCCAUUACUUCUAGCCGAGGACUUGUUUCCAGGUGCCGGAAAAACAUACGGUCAAGCACCCACAUUUAUGGACACUUUUGAUGCCGACAUCCAUGCCGAAAAGCGAGUUGACAACAUAUUCUACCCUUUUGCGAACAAGGACGACUGGGAGAUGGCCUCUUUUCUCCUCCAAUCUGGUCUGUCUGUUGCAAAAACGGACGAGUUUCUCUCAUUAAAUUAUGUGGCUCUAAGUGCCGAGCACAACACCAAAACAACCUCUAAUGCAGGGGGUGCUGGAGCUAAAAUCGAUGGCGUACUGAGAAGCAAUGGGGAGUAUGAGAUUAUAGCGCCCGCACGGUUUCGGGACUGCGCCGAACACCGACCGAACGUUCGGUCGGUCGAGUCAGGGAUUCGGUCGGUAACGAGAAGGUAG